AUGAAUUCAAGUAGCAUUGAUUAUUCAUCAAUAAGAAUUGGAAGUAAUUAUGUUUCCCUUUCUGGAGUUAACACUAACAUUUGCUGGGUUUUAACUUAAAAUAAUAAACUUUACAAGGGAUUAAUAAAAAGUAAUGGAGAAUUAUAUAUGAAUUUUUUGGAUAUUACAAUUUCAAAAUGUAAUAUAUAUUUUUGUAUUGUUUUUAGAUUAUUUCUAAAUAAACUUAAUAACAAAUGAUUUUGGAAUGCUUAGUAGCUUAGAAGAUGGUGAAUUAUAAUUUACAUUGUUAAAUUCAACAAGCUUAGAAUUGACAGACAUUGUCAUAAAUUAUUAGAUAGAAUCCUAAUUUUAUAACCCUAUUGUCUAAAUCUUAUCUAUAAAUAAUACAUAAUUUACAUUUUGUUUGAUAUACACAACACAAAAAAAUGCUCAUAUUGUUUAUUUUACUUAUAAUUAAGAUGAUAUAGAAUAAACAUCUGAAUUAAUAUUUAAUGGAUCAUAUUCAAAUGCUUUCUUAUCUGAUUAUUAGAAUUAUCUUUUUUUGAUAAAUUCUGAAAAUGUUUAUUUAGUUGAUUUAGUUUAAAAUAGUAGUAUUCAAGAAAUAUUUAAUGCAAAUAUUUAAACUUAAGAUGAUCCUUAACCCAUAUCAUAUUUUUCAACUUUUCAAAUUAGUAAUAACUUGCUUCACAUAAUAGUUUUAUAAUAAUAAAUACUCAGAUCUUUUUUUAUAGAUACUAAUUAUAUUAAUAUAUAGGUCUAAUCAAUUUCAUAUAUUUUGAAUGAGUAUUAAAAAAUAAACAAAAUAGAAUUGACUUUGGAUAAUAUAUUCAUUGUUACAGACACAUUCAUUAUAGACUUGGAAUUAAAGGAGUCCAUUAAAGCUACAGGUUAUUAACUAAUAUAAUCUGGAACAUAUGCAUUUUUUUAUUUAUUGAGGAAUAUUGUUGUUGUUUAAGAAUUCUUUAAUGAUUAAACCAUAAUUUCUACUUACUUAAUUAAUGAACCUUCAAUAUUUAUUUCUUAAGAUAUUGCUGAAUAAUUAGAAAGUAUGGUUUUACCUGUAAAACUGGAUAUAUAAGUAAUGUCUUAGUUAAAUAAUAAAUUUAUGGAAUAUGCUUUUUAAAUCUAAUUGGUUCAAUUAGAUGUUACAGAAAAUUAGUAACCUAUCUAAUUUCAUUAAUAUAUAGAUGAUUUAAUUUUAAUAUUUCCUUAAGAUAAAGUUAUAGAUAGAAGUCAAGCAUUUUUAGGUCCAAAUUUAACAUUAUCGAUUUCAUCUAGUAAUUCUAAUUAUCUUUACGCAGGUAUUGAAGGAACUAGGUUUGGAGAAUGGAAAGUAUAUGAUGCAACUUAUUCAAUAGCAUGUUCAUUUUCAAGAUAAUCAUAAUUAUAUUGUACUUAAUAUAUUAAUGAUACAAUUAUUCUAACAAUAGAAAAUCCAGCAAGUUCAUAAUAAAGAUUCAAUAUUGAGACUCAUUUACAUUUAUAGAAGUGCUCAUGCAUCAAAACUGCAUAAUAUAUCAAUGUUCUUAUGUAGUUUAAAAAUAGUGUAUUAGUACAAUAAUUUGAUCAUUCUUUACAAGCAACUUAACAAAUUACAUUACCAUUUUAAAUGGAGAUCCUAGGUGCUGAAAUUUUAAAAGAUGUCUUAUUUGCUAUUACUAUAGAUGGCAAAUUGAUUGCCACAGAUAUAUUCGAAAAAUAGUAAUUAUUUACAAUUUCAAAUUAUAAUUUCAAAGAAAUUUACAUAAAUCCAUAUGAUUUCCCACAUUAUUUAUUUAUAGAUAAUCUAGAUGAAUUAAUUAUUUUGGCAUAUAAUGGAAAAUAAUCAUAUGAAUUUAUUAAUUCUAUUCAAUAUCCUAUUCAAAACUACUAAAGUAAUGCUAUUGGUAUAUUAAGUAAUGGAAUAUAUCUUGCUUUUUGUAAAGACAAUAACAAUUUUAUCUAUUUCUAUCAAAAAAUCAAUAUUUACCUUUAAAAUAGUCAAUAAAAUUAUUUUGAUGUAUAUAUAGAGGGAUAUAAAAUUUAUUAAAAUCCUAAAAUAAUAAGUACUUAUACAUCUACUAAUUUCUACUUAAUCUUUGAUCAGCAACGAUAUUUUUAAUUAAUCCAAUUUUCUGGAACUGGAACAUCUUAUACAGCCUUAAGGAGUUCUAAAUUUUCUAUUUUAUAAGGAUUAAAGAUCAAUUAAUUGAGUUCUAUUCUAAAAUAAUAACCAGGCUAUUAAGUAUAAAUAGUUUAUUUAUUCACAAAUACUGAAUACUCCAUAAAUCAUCCAUAUUUAUCAUACGAUUAUAUGUUAGCCCCACGUUUUUAGGAAAAUGACUAUAUUGGAAAACAACAUUAUUUAAUGUUCAGGGCACAUAAUUAAAAUUUUACUUCAUAUUAUAAACAAUAUUUUUCAAUAAUUUAUGAAAACUAUUUAUUACUUCCUCGAAAUUUGCAUCAUAAAUAGACUUAUUACAUAUAGAAUAAAGGGGAAAUUAAAAUUAAUCCUAGAACUCUUUUUUAUGGAAACAUUUAAAAUUAUACAGCAAAUUGCGAUGAAUGCAAAUCCUUUAAUAUUACAUAACCUAUUGCUUUUAGCAAUUCAUAAUCUAUAAAUAUUUCUGUUGAAAAUAUCUUGAAUUCUAAUGAUUUAGUCUAUUUAACAGAUUAAUAAAAUAACUUAUAUUAAUUUUAUCCUGAAACUAAUCAGUUAUCAAUGCUAUAUAAUUUAUCAGAUUAAGGCCAUUAAUAAUGCAAUUUUCUUUUUAUCGAGAUGCAAAAUUCUUUUCCUGUACAAAUUUGUACUGGAAAAUCAACUAUAAUAUACGCUUAUAACAUAUCUUCAAAUUAAAUAAUCAAACAUAAUUUGAUUGAAGUAUGCUGUUUUUAUUACUCAAGUUAUCAAAAUGGUAUGUUAACAGUAUUUUCUAAUGGUAAAUUUUAAGGCUUAGAUUAUUUUGUUUUUUAUUUUUGGAUUUCCAAUAAUGAAAUUAAUCUCAAGUAAAUUUUCAAUUCUAAUGGAGUAUGUCAUUAUUGUUUGAUAAGUCCUCUUUAUUUAAGUAUGUCAUAAAAUUUUACUAAUUAACCUUGUUAAAUAUUUGGACUUAUAUCAACUUCAAUCGAUGGUUCAGGUAAUAAUGAAAUUUUUCUUUUAAAACAUUGCAUCUCUUCAACAAUGAGUUAAAUUUUUGGUUUUGAACCUAAUUAAACUAUUACAUCUGGGAAUAUUUAUUUUUAAAGUUCUACUUGGUAUUUAAUUUAAACAAAAUUUAUUAGUUUUUCGUUUAGUUAAAUUACUAAAUAAUUUGGAUCCUCAGAAUAAAUUUCUGAUAAUGUUAUUUAAGUCAAAUUAAUAGUUUCAUAUUUUAAUGUUGUUGAGUUGUAUAUGGUUUUAUUUAAUUAAACAACAGGUAAUCUCAUUAGUUUUGUUUUGGAUUAGGGUUUUGAUAUAGACUUUAACGAAACUGUAGCAUCUUUUUAAGUAAGUUAAGGAUCAAAUGGCUUGUUAAUGAUAGAAAGUUUUUCAAAAAAGAACACAUUCCCUCCUCAAAUCUAUACAUAUGAAGCACAUAAAUUUGAAAUACAAUACGAAACAAAAAAAUUAAAUAGAAUGAUAGGAUUCGAAAUAAUAUAAGCUCAGUCUUCCGAAGUAUAUAGUGUAUUAUCUGGUAAUUAUUAUGCUAUUAGAAAUAAAACCAAUUCAUUAUUAUAUUAUGUUUAGAAUUAUCUUACUCUUUCUGUUGAUUUAACUGGUAUUGAAAAUACAUCUAUUGAAAUUACAAGCUAUAAUCCAUAAAAUUAAAUAAAUUAAUCAUUAUUUAUUUAGAAUCUAUAUUAUCGAAACAAUAGUAAUAAUAAUGAAACACCUAUAAAUAAUAAUACAAAUAUUCCUGAUAAUCCUAUUAUUCCUGAUAAUCCAAAUUCAACAGACUCAGAUGUUCNAAAAUAACUUAUAUUAAUUUUAUCCUGA
This is a messenger RNA of Paramecium pentaurelia, 3955 nucleotides long. The record is from the annotation of a GenBank genome assembly. NCBI's taxonomy places the organism in Eukaryota, Ciliophora, Oligohymenophorea, Peniculida, Parameciidae.